Messenger RNA from Penicillium paradoxum, 1302 nucleotides. RefSeq names its product putative nucleotide-sugar transporter. The transcript is spliced from 4 exons. The record is from RefSeq and is a predicted model, not a curated record. Gene Ontology annotation, biological process: pyrimidine nucleotide-sugar transmembrane transport. Gene Ontology annotation, molecular function: pyrimidine nucleotide-sugar transmembrane transporter activity. Lineage: Eukaryota; Fungi; Ascomycota; Eurotiomycetes; Eurotiales; Aspergillaceae. The coding region runs from base 1 to 1302 and encodes 433 amino acids. Gene Ontology annotation, cellular component: Golgi membrane; intracellular membrane-bounded organelle.
AUGGCCAAUAACGCCCUUAUCCCCUUCCUGGUCACGAUGAUGCUCGUGACCGGGGUGUGCAAUACCAUUCUUAAUAAGUAUCAGGAUAUGCAAUGUGUGCGGAAUUGCGACUCGCCUGACCCCAGCCAGCGGAAGCUGUUCGAGCAGCCGGUCAUUCAAACAGCUACAAUGUUCAUUGGCGAGAUGGGCUGUUGGUUAGUACUCGGCCUCAAUUUGCUUUACCGCCGAUACGUCGCACCACGCCUAUCCAGCGGCCCUUCACCCCUCCUAGCCGGCGGAUAUCACCCGAUCAACGGCGAUGAUGACGGCAUCGAUCACGACGAUGAUCACGGAGUGGAUGGACUCGACUCCGAUAGCAGACGCCCCAAGCCCCUGGAAGAGGAUGACACUCGCGUCCCGCUCCGCGGGUGGAGGACCUUCCUUCUUGCAGCGCCGUCAAGCUGCGACAUUGCCGGCACAACCCUCAUGAACGUAGGUCUGCUGUUUGUGGCAGCAAGUAUUUAUCAGAUGACCCGUGGAGCCCUCGUCCUCUUCGUCGGUUUGUUCAGUGUCAUCUUCCUGCGCCGCAAGCUCCACUUGUACCAGUGGAGUGCAUUGUUCAUUGUCGUCCUCGGCGUGGCAAUUGUUGGUCUCGCCGGAGCUCUGUUUAGUAAUGAGCCGGGCCACGAUGUCACGCAGAAAGCGUCUCAUGCUAUGAUGCAGGCGCGUGCUGUCGCCCGAACCCCCGAGGCUGUACAGGCCAUCAUUGGUGUACUCCUUAUUGCUGCGGCGCAGAUAUUCACAGCCUCGCAGUUUGUGCUGGAAGAGUGGAUUUUGGAGAACUACGCCAUGGACCCGAUCCAGGUUGUGGGUUGGGAAGGCGUGUUCGGCUUUUUGGUUACUGUCGUCGGCAUGGUAAUCAUGUAUCUUGCUGUUGGACGGACCGAUGCCGGUCGGUAUGGCUACUUUGAUAUCAAGGAGGGAUUGCAUCAGGUCUUCAACAACCGUGCUGUUGCCACUUCCAGUGUGUUUAUCAUGAUCAGCAUUGGUGGUUUCAACUUCUUUGGUUUGUCCGUCACUCGCACGGUCUCCGCCACUUCCCGCAGCACAAUCGAUACUUGUCGGACGCUCUUUAUCUGGCUUGUCUCGCUGAGCCUUGGCUGGGAGUCCUUCAAAUGGCUUCAAGUUCUCGGCUUCGUGCUCCUCGUCUACGGAACCUUCAUGUUCAACGAUAUCGUUCGGCCUCCGCUCAAAGCCUGUCUACCCCGUCACCGGAGAGAGGGACAGGUAUUGCUUCCCCAGGAACCCAUUGAGCACAUUUGA